GCAAACAACAAUGAUGCUGAUUUAUUUUCCCCAAUGCAAUCACAGCUAAACAACGUUUAUUGAAAUUAAUUGAUUAAUUAAUAACAUAAGAUAACAAAGUUUAAAGUGGUUCGGUAGACUUGCGUCUGUGUAAGAACCACUACUACAGAAUAGAUGUCCUAGCUCUCCUAGCUUGAUUUAGAUGAUUCAAUCCUGAAGACUGCCAUUUACUAGAAUUAACUUGAAUACAAGACAGGUUACAACAACGACAACGUCAUAAAAAACAACAACAGCAAUAACAACAACAAUAAUGCUAAUAAUAUAACAACAAUUCUCUUCUACUCAUGCAUUCCCUAGCCACUGGCAACAACUAACUAUGUAUGAAACAACAACAACAACGAAACUGAUCUCAUUAAUAACAGCAAAUAAAAUGACUAAAAGAAUGUGUUGUCACAUUAAUAAUAGUUGAUGAUAUAUACACUUACAAUAAUUACAUCAACAGUUGCAGUACUGACUGCACAGCUAAAAUGUACUAAACAAUUAAUCAAUUAACCAUUAACCAUUUGUUAGUAAAAGUUUUGAAAUAAGUUCACAUUAUUUUCAACUGAAAGUUCAUCCCUGCAUCAAUAACAUCAAGAAAACCUACAUAAAAUAAAUAAACCCAUGGAUCGCAUCCUCUUUCUCUUCCGUGACGCCAAAGACGUGAACUUGGGAGGCGCCGACAGCUUCAGCGACCGACUCAGCUGCCAGUACACCGUGACCAUCCUCAUCAUCUUCGCCAUCAUGACCACCACCAGACAGUACGUCAGUGAACCCAUCAGCUGCUGGUGCCCAAACUAUUUCACCAGAGAUCAAAUUGAUUAUGUUAAUAAGGUGUGCUGGACUACAAGUACGUACUAUCUCUCCGAAGAAAUUGCCGAAAUUCCGGAUGAAAAGGACAUAGGGAACAUGGUGAGUUACUACCAAUGGAUCCCGCUGAUGGCAGUCGGACAGGCUGCAAUGUUCUUCAUGCCGAGAAUAAUCUGGAAUCUUCUCAAUAAGAAGUCUGGCAUCUCGGUCAGCAGCAUCACUGACGCUGCAGUUGAGAGGCAGAAGAAGGCUGACCAGUGCAGUGCUGAGAAGACGAUGGAAUUCAUGGUGAAAUCGCUCGGUAAGUUUCUGAAGGAGUUGAGUUGGGAUCGCACGAAGGAUGUCGGCAAGUCCGGACACAAAGUGUAUGGAAAUUAUUUGACCUGCCUCUACAUACUCAUCAAACUUAUCUACAUCAUCAACGUCAUCCUGCAAAUAUUCCUCUUGAACGGUUUCCUAAAAACAAAUUACGAACUGUACGGAUUCGAAACUAUACGCAAGAUGCUGGCCGGUCAAGACUGGACAACUUCUGAACGGUUUCCGCGAAUAUCAAUGUGUUCGUUCACCAUACGGGCGAUGGGCGAAAAUAUGCACAAGUACUUGGUGCAAUGUGCCAUCCCUAUAAAUCUUCUACACGAAAUUUUCUACAUAUUUCUGUGGUUUUGGUUCGUAUUCUUGCUGGUCGUCACCUCCUACAGUACGGUCUCCUGGUGCCACCUCUGCUUUCCUCUCAGCAAGCGAGAGACCUACGUGCGGAACAAACUCUACGCAGAUGGCAUUCUCAGGCGCAAACCUGAUCCGGAAACGGAAAUAAUACUUGCCGGGUUCGUCAAAUGCUACUUAAGAAGGGAUGGCUGUUUUAUCGCACGAUUAGUCGGUCGGAACACGAGCGAUGUUGUGGCAGCUGAACUUCUGGGUGGUUUGUGGAAAGAUUACCGCCUGAAGACCAUCAAAUUUAAAAGCAUCAACAACAAUGAUGAUGAUGACCUCAACUUUGUUGGCGAUAGAUAUGCUAUAGAUAUAAAUAGCAACAACAAUAAUAAUAAUAAUAGGGGUAAUACCAACGCCAAUCACAACAACAGCAGUAAUAUUUUUAGCGGAGAUACGAAAACUAAAAGAGAUAAAAACCAAGAAACAGGAGAGAGAGGGAGAGAAAGAGAGAGAGAAGGGAGGGCACAUGGCAGUAGGGGCGGGGCAAUAAGUCAGGCCCCAACUCUAUAUCAUAGGAAUUAUUCGAAUCCCUUGGAGCACAUGCAUUUUGACGAUACGUAAUGAAUAAUUUGGCAAAAUACUUUGGCAAUAGUAAUAGUUGGUUGGAGUUUGUUGUUUAUGGUGUUGUUGUUUAUAUUCUUUGUUAUUAUUUAUGUUCUUUGUUAGUUGAGUUAAUGUUUAUUUGUUAGUUUCUUUUGAUCAAUAAAUUAAUUUAUUUUUGCUAGAUAUUAUACAUACAUACAUAUAUAUAUGUGUAUAUAUAUAUAUCCUCAUUUUUUUCUGCAUGUAACAAGUUUUUAAUUUAUGUUCAUUUAUCAUUCUUUUUUUUUCAAUUUUCAUUUUGAGGUCCUUUUGACGUAGUUGAACUGAGUUUACGCAUGUAUUUGUAUAAGCAUGUCAGUAGUAAAUUUAAGCAGAAUAUUCUCUUCUACAUUCAUUAACGAGAUAAAUUAAUUUAAAAAAAA
Helobdella robusta is the source of this 2504-nucleotide messenger RNA. RefSeq lists its product as hypothetical. Lineage: Eukaryota; Metazoa; Annelida; Clitellata; Rhynchobdellida; Glossiphoniidae. The transcript has 8 exons. The coding region runs from base 643 to 2100 and encodes 485 amino acids. The record is from RefSeq and is a predicted model, not a curated record.